This is a messenger RNA of Cooperia oncophora, 528 nucleotides long. NCBI's taxonomy places the organism in Eukaryota, Metazoa, Nematoda, Chromadorea, Rhabditida, Trichostrongylidae. The record is from the annotation of a GenBank genome assembly.
AUGAGCGAGUCGGCCUUUUUUCCCUUUGACCUGAUUGAUCAUCUUCAACGCCUCUGUGCUGUUAAAGCUUUGAAAAAGUCUGAUCCCUUGAUGUACUCGGCUCUAGAACUGUUCAUCUCUGGAACGCUGAAAGACUACCGUGCCUUUGUCAAAGCUCAUCCUGAAUUUGUUGGCGACAAACUUAAGGUUGAGGAAUCUGUAUUACUGAAGAAGAUCCGACUUCUCACUUUGAUGAGCAUUGCAGAAAAUAACAAUGUGAUCCAACUUGAUACCCUUGCGGAAGAGUUGGACUUAUCGCCUGAUGAUCACUUGGAAGAGUUCAUUAUUGAUGCUAUCCAAGUGAAUGCAAUAUCUGGCAAACUUAAUGAAAUGACGCGAACGUUGGUGGUGAGCUCUUUCCAACAUCGACAAUUUGGACGUGAACAGUGGCAAACGUUACAGAAACGGCUGCAGACGUUGGUGAAUAACUUGAAGCAGUCCCAUGCGAAUAUUCACAGCAUCAACCAACAAAUCGACAACUUUGCCUAG